CGCGAGCUAGGUUGUCUCUUCUCGCUGGGUGCUGAAUGCAGACAUCGGGUGGACGAGGCUGAGGUGACUGCACCUCCUUCUUGAGAGCUUCGGGUUCUCAUAUUUGUCUUCUCUGCCUUACUCGUUUGUGUCCAGCGCCGGCCUGUCUUUCAAUUUGCUUUGUCCAUAUGUGCACCCGAACCAUUGCUGCUUAGCCUCAGCCUAGUAAAAUUGACCUCACAAAUGACAUGUUUAAGUCAGACCUGCCAAGAAAUGAUUUGAAGGAACUGUAACUCAUACAAGUUUUUCAGUUUACUUAACCUAAACUGUCAGAUGUCUGCAAUUGUUUGUGACCUCAGGGGCUCAUGACUCCCAGAGGGGGGAUAAGAUGUGUUGAUCUCGAGUGCUUGGGAUCCCAUUACUGUAUAGUUUACAUAUGACAUCGUACACGUGAAGGGGUCAGAAACCAGGGACUUUGCUACCAUGCAGCAGACGACCAAAUUCUUUCUCCGAGCUUUGAAGCAUAGUGUUCCUCACCUUGGGAAAUGCAUGCAGAAACAGAAUUACUGUAACUUCGCCAACCAUUAUUACAAUAGAAUAAGAUUGAAAAAGUAUCACCUGCAGAAUAAAUCCAAGAUAUCAGAAUUAGCAAGAAACGUCCCGAGUCGGAGCUUCUCAUGUAAGGAUCUUUUGCCUAUUAAGCCAGAAAACGAAAACUCCCAUUCUGAAAGCAUGGAUGCAUUUGAAAAAGUGAGAACAAAAUUGGAAACUCAGCCCCAAGAGGAAUAUGAAAUCAUCAAUGCCGAGAUUAAGCAUGGCGGUUUUGUUUAUUAUCAAGAAGGUUGCUGUUUGGUUCGUUCCAAAGACGAAGAAGCAGACAGUGAUAAUUAUGAAGUCUUGUUCAACCUGGAGGAACUCAAAUUAGACCAGCCCUUCAUUGAUUGUAUCAGAGUUGCUCCCGAUGAGAAAUAUGUGGCUGCCAAGAUAAGGACUGAGAAUUCGGAAACAUCCACCUGCAUAGUCGUGAAGCUCAGCGAUCAGCCUGUAAUGGAAGCGUCUUUCCCCAACGUGUCUAGUUUUGAAUGGGUGAAGGAUGAGGAAGAUGAAGACGUCUUGUUCUACACCUUCCAGCGGAACCUUCGCUGCCAUGACGUGUAUCGAGCCACAUUUGGUGACAACAAACGUAACGAGCGUUUCUACACAGAAAAGGACCCAAGCUAUUUCGUUUUCCUUUAUCUUACAAAAGACAGCCGUUUCCUCACCCUAAAUAUCAUGAACAAGAUGACUUCGGAGGUGUGGUUGAUAGACGGCCUGAGCCCUUGGGACCCGCCAGUGCUGAUUCAGAAGAGAAUACAUGGGGUCCUUUACUAUGUCGAACAUCGAGAUGACGAAUUAUACAUCCUCACCAAUGUUGGAGAACCUACAGAAUUCAAGCUGAUGCGAACAGCAGCUGAUGCCCCUGCCAUUAUGAACUGGGAUUUAUUCUUCACAAUGAAGAGAAAUACCAAGGUUGUAGACUUGGACAUGUUUAAGGACCACUGCGUUCUGUUCCUGAAGCACAGCAACCUCCUCUACGUUAACGUGAUUGGUCUGGCUGAUGACUCUGUCCGCUCUCUCAAGCUCCCUCCGUGGGCCUGUGGAUUCAUAAUGGAGACAAAUUCUGACCCAAAGAACUGCCCCUUUCAGCUUUGCUCACCAAUACGACCUCCAAAAUAUUACACAUAUAAAUUUGCAGAAGGCAAAUUGUUUGAGGAAACUGGACAUGAAGAUCCAAUUACAAAGACUAGCCGUGUCUUACGCAUGGAAGCCAAAAGCAAGGAUGGAAAAUUAGUGCCGAUGACAAUUUUCCACAAAAUGGAUUCUGAGGACUUGCAGAAGAAGCCUCUCUUGGUACAUGUGUAUGGAGCAUACGGGAUGGAUCUGAAAAUGAAUUUCAGGCCUGAGAGGCGGGUCUUGGUGGAUGAUGGAUGGAUCUUAGCGUACUGCCAUGUUAGGGGUGGUGGAGAGCUGGGCCUCCAGUGGCAUGCUGAUGGCCGUCUAACUAAAAAACUCAAUGGCCUUGCUGACCUAGAGGCUUGCAUUAAGACGCUUCAUAGUCAAGGCUUUUCUCAACCGAGCCUAACAACUCUGAGCGCUUUCAGUGCUGGAGGAGUGCUUGCGGGAGCACUGUGCAAUGCUAAGCCAGAGCUGCUGCGAGCCGUGACUCUGGAGGCACCUUUCUUGGAUGUCCUCAACACCAUGAUGGACACCACACUUCCUCUGACACUCGAAGAGCUCGAGGAAUGGGGGAAUCCUUCAUCCGAUGAAAAGCACAAGAACUACAUAAAACGUUACUGCCCCUGUCAAAACAUCAAGCCUCAGCAUUACCCCUCAGUUCAUAUCACAGCUUAUGAGCACGAUGAGCGAGUACCUCUGAAAGGAAUUGUGGACUACACUGAGAAACUCAAGGAAGCCAUUGCGGAGCACGCCAAGGAAGCAGGUGAAGGCUAUCAGCCGCCCAACAUUGUUUUAGAUGUUCAGCCUGGAGGGAACCAUGUGAUUGAAGAUUCUCACAAAAAGAUUACAGCCCAAAUGAAAUUCCUGUACGAGGAACUUGGACUUGACAGCACCAAUGCUUUCGAGGAUCUUAAAAAAUACCUAAAAUUCUGAAAUGCUGCUUUUAACUGGGAAGUGGAAACACACAGAAAUAACAGUCUGAUUUCCAGCUGGCUUAGCAAAAGUGAAUUUUUUUUAAGUUAUUGCAUAAUUUUUUUAAAAAGUAGUUCUUCGUGUAAAUUUUGCUUAAUGUACUACUCACUUGUAUGUUCACACCAGCACAUACAUCCCAGCCUGGGAAAGUGUUCUUGGUCGUGCUCUUUAGUAGGGUGUAGAAGGAGCCAGAAGGACUGGGCAGAACGCCAGGCCUCCCUUUCAAUCAGAACAGCUCAGUGCCUAUUAAUAGAAUUUUCUUUGACCAGUUUACAAGUCGGAGUUCUUCUCUUUGCUGGUUAAUAUUUCUAGACACUGUCAGUGAGUCAGCUUGCAGUUCCCACAGCCCCACUUUAAACAACAGCAUUCUUCAUAGUUAAAUGCUUUAGAAUUUUGGAAUAAUCUUUUAAACACUUUAUUGUUCUUUCAAACAUUCAAGAAUCUCCCUAAAACAAUUGCACUCGUACUACAGAAAUUUAGGAGUUGCCGGCCAUUGCUGCAGCUUCAUCAGCAGCAUGCUGUACAUAAUGCUAAGACAUGCUGGGCACAGAGCCGCCAUCUAAGUGGAGACUCCUAACAGAGGCUGUGCAGAAUGUCCAAAACACUGGAGUAGCACGCGCGAUUAGAAACAAAGCAUCUGUCUCUGAAAGCUUCCUGGUGGUGGAGGAGAGUCUUCAUGCUGUACUCCAAGAUGAGUCCUUCUCCCUUCUCCAGAGAGAUGGCACGUGUGUCAACGUCACUGCCUUUGGAGGAUGAAUUGGUACUUAAUUUUAUUCUCAAUUUCAUAGGAAGAUCUGAAAUGACUUCCUGUAGAUUUAACAGAGUAGAUGAUUCUCCAAAAUUCAGAACCACAAUGAAGACUUUAUCUAUGCCAUCGAGUUCUCUUGUGUACACAACAGAGUGGCUGUCAUCCUUCAAAAGGCAAAACCAGCCCCUGCUGAGAACCAGCUCUGCAGUGCGCAGUAGGCUUAAAUCCUGAUACAUCUUCAACACUGAACUCGACUGGGUCUUUUGGACCUAUUUUUUAAAAAGAAUAUUCAUAUAAAUAUUCAUGUUUUAGUCUAAGAAUUAUUCCUCUCCCCCACAAAGAAAAACUUGCUUUCAUUUGCCCUUUAAAAUAACUGCCCAAAUACGUAAAAUAACCGCCAAGCUAUAAAGCAUUUCUAAGUAGCUACCCUAGGUCGUAGGAAUUACAAAGCCGUGUUUCUGCUUGUCUGGAGCGAUCUCAGUGUGCAAGCGCUCACACAUCUCAGAGCUGCUGCAGAGCCGAGUGACUCCACUUUAGGACACCGGACUUGCUGCAGUGAGGUCACUGUGUCGGAGCUGCCAGAUGAUGCCUGGAAGCAGAACGCAUCCAGUGGGCUUGGACUUAGCUGUUCUCACCUGUGGCUAAUGUGGUCCAGCAGACAUGGACUCCUAGACUGCUGGGGAUGGGAAGAAUGCUGCAGAACUCUGUGGAGCCUAAGAUGCGAGAAGUCUGCGUUUGCUUUCUUGUUGCCUCAUCCCACGCCGGGCCAUCAAAGGCAGUUUUGUUUUUCAAAGGUUUGGAUUUAUUUUACAGCUACACAAAACACACCUAAUUCAAUGCUAUGCUUUCCUAUUUUUUUCCCUCAUAAGCAUUUUUCUGUUCCACCAUCUCCACAGAUGUCACUGUAACGGCAGGUACUAUUCUGCUGAAUGUGUUUACCAUCCUUCCAUUCCCUUCCCUUUUAGACAGUUGUACUUGUUGUGUGUUCUUAUAUUUUCAAUCCCCCCUCCCAUGUUUUAUAUUAUUUAAGAUAGAUUAUCAGACAGAUAAUUACUGUGGCAGAGAAUAUGGACAUUCAAUGCAUAAUGCCAAAUUAUUCAGAGCUGUUGCCAAAUCAACAAUAAUGUUCAUUCAUUACAAUCUUGCCAGCCACGUUUCCUGGGGCAGUGGUUGUUGUUAUCGUUGUUUUCCGAUAGAUGCUUAAUAAUGUAUUUAAUGAAUAUCUGAUGGAUAUUUGAAAAUGUUCGUUCUGUUUAUCAGCUGUGUUACUUGUUCUCAGUAGCUUUAGAUAGUGCAUGAGAAGCAGAGUUUAGUGCCACUCACGAGUGAGAGGUGCCCAGUGAGCUGUUUUUUUUUUUUUCAUCUGCUUUCAUUUGAACUCUUUCCUGUAAUCGUGGGCUUGUCUGUUUCCCCUUAUACCUCUCAAAGUACUUGUUUGAUAUAUUUGAGGCUCCUGUUAACAUGCAUAAAGAUUUGUAGGUUUUAGUGGACUUUUCACUGUCUGAAAACUGCAUUUCUCUCAUAUAAUGCUUUUCAUAUUGAAUUCUAUUUUGUCUGCUAUUAAAUAUUUCCAAGCCUG
This is a messenger RNA of Chionomys nivalis (European snow vole), 4994 nucleotides long. It is a transcript of the gene Prepl, whose product is annotated as prolyl endopeptidase like. The record is from RefSeq and is a predicted model, not a curated record. Gene Ontology annotation, molecular function: serine-type endopeptidase activity. The coding region runs from base 463 to 2628 and encodes 721 amino acids. Gene Ontology annotation, cellular component: cytoskeleton; Golgi apparatus. Gene Ontology annotation, biological process: proteolysis. The transcript has 15 exons. NCBI's taxonomy places the organism in Eukaryota, Metazoa, Chordata, Mammalia, Rodentia, Cricetidae.